Drosophila miranda is the source of this 1915-nucleotide messenger RNA. RefSeq lists its product as uncharacterized. Lineage: Eukaryota; Metazoa; Arthropoda; Insecta; Diptera; Drosophilidae. The record is from RefSeq and is a predicted model, not a curated record. The transcript has 4 exons. The coding region runs from base 36 to 1697 and encodes 553 amino acids.
UCGCCCUGGGCCCGAUCAGUCAGUGAUCAUCCAGAAUGUCAACCAGUGGGACGCACCCAAUCAUUAUCCUCCUCGGGGCGCUAUUUAUCGGCGGAAGCCGUGCGGAUGUGGCCCACUUCUUUGCGUCAGCCCCAACGGAUCUGGGCGGCUAUCUGCAUGGCCAGGUGCCCUUCCAGCUGGGUCUGAAUCCCGCCGCCUUUUACGGACCGCCUGUGCCCAGUCCCGUCACUCCUGCACCCGCUCCCGUGGCCCCAGUGGCGACCACCGAGUUCAGUCUGCCGGAGAUUAUCGAGAAUCGAAGUGUCAAGUUCCAGGGACAGGGACAGGGGCAUGGUAGCUUCAUACCCCUCAGCCAGCACUAUCUGCCGCCUGCCAUCGAGGAGCGCCCCAGCUAUGAGAGUCCCAAGCCCAGCGAGGAAGGCUAUCCGGCCUACUACUAUCCCCAACCGCCUGCCACGCCCAGUCCGCCGACAACCACUGCACAGCCCAUCAUCGUGCAGGAUCCGGGCGAGGACAUUGAGACCAUCCACUCCCCAGGCUACGAUUACCAUGCCCCAGCCCAAAGACCCUCCACGCCCGCGCCGUUGUAUCUGCCGCCCAGUGAGAGCAGUGCGGAUCAGCAGCUUCGACUGCGCCUCAAGGAUAUGCGCUGCCUGCAGGCGGGCUUCUUUCGGGCGGUCCUCAAGCUGGACAGCUUCCUGGGCGCCGCCCCCACGGUGGACCACGACAGCGACGACGUCCAGGACAAGCGGUGCGAACUGAAGCUGGCGCGCAGCUUCCUGCUGCUGGACAUUGCCGGUGCGGACUUUGAGCGCUGUGGCGUCCGCUCCUGUGGCCAGGAUCUGUGCCUGCGUCUGCGAUUCCCCACCAUCAGGGGACUGCGAACCGGCGGGGACUCCAUUCUAACGCUGCACUGCAAGUCCCAGGAGCGGGUGGCCGUCAAGACGCAUGCCCUCAAAAUGGGCGUGGCCAAUGAUGUGCAGGCGCGCAGCGUGGGAAACUAUGCCCACGGAGGCAAUCAGAACGCCUUCCGCACCCACGUGGAGCUGCUGCGGCGUGGCAGCAACGGCUACACCCGCCACCUGGAGAGCAACGGAGCCGUUCAGCUGGGCGAGGAGCUCCUGCUGCGGGCCCACGUCCUGGCAGGCGACGGCUGGAACUACACCAAGCUGAGUGACGUCCAGCUCCAGAGGAUAGCCGCUGGCGGGGAAGUUCUCAACACCGUCCAGCUGGUCAGCUCCCGGGGAUGCCUGAACCCCGCCAUGCAGGCCAUCUGCAGCCAUUCCCCCGUCGCGGAGCCGCCUCUGGGCCAGCGUUUCCACUUCAAGGCCGUGAUGUUCCCGGGUAUGCGCAGUGGCGAUGUCCUGGUUAUUUCCAUGCGCAUCACCGGCUGUCUGGAGCGCGAGGACUGCCAGAUCACGGCCCAGGACUGCCUGCCAUCCGUGGGCCAGCGACGAAGACGGAAUGCCGCCCUUGGCACAGCAGGAAAUGGCACAGAGAUUUCGGAACUGUCGCACUUGACCUUCCGUGUGGUUAUGCCCGGCGCCGAGGAGGAAGUGCCGGCCGUGAAGGAUUCGGCGGGGCACAACCUGGGCGUGGCUGAGGUGUCCAAGUCGCUGGCUCUAUUUGGGAGUGUGGCAUUUGUGGUGCUCCUGUUGGCCGUGGCCAUUGUGGCAUUGUACAAAUUCGGCAGAUAGAGAUUAUGAUGGAACAUUUGAUGAUCUAUCUGUUACUGUUACGUUUUCAUUGGAUAUCGUAGAUACAAGCUGUACUUUCGAGUGAAUUCCUUCUUUUCCAGUUCCUCCUCUUUGUUCCCCCAUUCUGAUGAGAGACCCCAUCCGUGCAGUCCAAUCGUGCAGGCCAAUCGCGGUGGUGUCUAUUGCCAAGAAAAUUGACUUAUCGCCUGUACGGCAUC